AUGGCGAAUCAAGUUAUCUCCGGCUUCAAAGAAACCGCUCAGUCAAUCGCCGGAGCUGCUCGUCCUUGGGGUGAAUUUCUAGAUCUAUCAGCUUUAAGCUUCCCUUCUUCAAUCGCCGACGCAACCACACGCGUGACGCAGAAUCUCACGCACUUCCGAAUCAAUUACAGUAUCAUCCUCUACUUUCUUCUAGCAAUCGCUCUCAUCACACGCCCCAUCGCGAUUCUAGCUUUCGUCGCCGUCGGUUUAGCUUGGUACUUUCUCUACUUCGCCCGUGAAGAAUCUCUCGUUAUCUUCGGAUUCUCUGUGAACGACGCCGUAGUGACGGUUUUUCUCGCCGGUCUUACGAUUGCGUCGCUUGUUAUCACCGGAGUUUGGGUCAGAUCAUUGACAACCGUCGGAUUCGGCGUAUUGGUCGUGGUUUUGCACGCUGCGGUGAGAGGAACGGAUGAUCUUGUGUCGGACGAUCUAGAAUCUCCGUACGGAGCUAUGCUUUCUCCCGUCUCCGAUGAUAAUGGUGGCGCUCGUGGCGAUUACAGUGGAUUGUAA
Arabis nemorensis is the source of this 549-nucleotide messenger RNA. The record is from the annotation of a GenBank genome assembly. NCBI's taxonomy places the organism in Eukaryota, Viridiplantae, Streptophyta, Magnoliopsida, Brassicales, Brassicaceae.